Fonsecaea multimorphosa CBS 102226 is the source of this 846-nucleotide messenger RNA. RefSeq lists its product as uncharacterized. The record is from RefSeq and is a predicted model, not a curated record. The transcript has a single exon. NCBI's taxonomy places the organism in Eukaryota, Fungi, Ascomycota, Eurotiomycetes, Chaetothyriales, Herpotrichiellaceae. The coding region runs from base 1 to 846 and encodes 281 amino acids.
AUGACUACUGAAUCCAAGCCUGGCCGCCUCGCGGGCAAAAAUGCAAUCAUCACUGGUGCCGCCGGCGGAAUAGGGCUGGAAACCACAAUUCUCUUCGCCAGAGAAGGUGCCUCGGUCCUGAUGGCCGACAUCUCUGAGCCAGCCCUUGAAAAGGCCAUCGCCAAAGUCAAAGAACUCGUCCCUAACCCGCCUCGUUUGGAGACGGUCAAAUGCGACGUCUCCAAAGAAUCGGACGUCCAGGCCGCGGUCGAAUCCCAAGAUCGACACGGCGGUGUCGACAUCAUGUUCAACAACGCCGGGAUUAUGCAUGCCCAGGAUGACGACGCCAUCAACACGCCCGAGAAGAUCUGGGACCUGACUCACGCGAUCAACGUGAAGGGGGUAUGGUACGGAAGCAAGCACGCCGUGCUAUCCAUGCGAAGGCACCAGAAGAAGAAAGGUUCCGUCAUCAACGUCGCGAGUUUCGUCGCCCUGAUGGGCGCCGCGACGCCGCAACUUGCAUACACUGCAUCCAAGGGCGCCGUCCUCGCCAUGACGCGCGAACUCGCAAUCGUCCACGCCCGGGAGAAUAUCAGAUUCAACUCGCUGUGUCCCGGUCCGUUGAACACGCCACUGUUACAGGAUUGGCUGGGCGAUGACUUGCAAAAGAGAUAUAGGCGAGAGGUGCACUUCCCCAUGGGUCGAUUUGGGGAGGCGAUCGAGCAGGCCCAGGCCGUCCUGUUCUUGGCGAGCGAUGAGAGCAGCUUCGUCAACGCGACAGAAUUUGUGGUCGAUGGCGGCUUGAGUAAGGCGUAUGUAACGGGAGAGGGGCCACCGGCUGCGGCGCCGGUAAACAAUGUGCAUUGA